Pyrenophora tritici-repentis Pt-1C-BFP is the source of this 512-nucleotide messenger RNA. NCBI's taxonomy places the organism in Eukaryota, Fungi, Ascomycota, Dothideomycetes, Pleosporales, Pleosporaceae. The record is from RefSeq and is a predicted model, not a curated record.
AUCUCGAUACUCCACACCUUAAUACUACACAUCUUAAUAAUAUAUCAUUUUCUCGUAUCGAUAAUGAAGCUCUCAUCUGUUAUUACACUUUGCUGUGCUUCAGUUGCACUAGGGGCCGGGUGUCACCGCCCUAGGCCGUGUAUAAACGGGAACUGCAUUCCGCAAUGGGAAUCCAAUUGUACAAAUCUCUGGGAAGUUUUCAAAAUGGAACCGUGUAGAAAACUCAAAGCACCGAGUGGAACGUGUCGCAGUGGCAGAUGCGAGGGUUGCCAAUGGGAUGGCAUCUUGGAACGCUGUACGUAUUGCGAUAUCCGAUGCUGUUAAGACAAGAGUGUGGGUCUUACGGGCGACGAUAUGAUUUGCAUUUUUUAUAAACAGACAAAGGAACCAGUUGGAUUGGGAUGCCGCAGUUGAAUCGAAUUUGGUGGCCGUUGGUGGAUUAUUAUCUGUUUGGAUUUUGUAUGCCGAGGGACGUCCACAGAUGAAGCUUAAUCAAUACGUGUUCAACGCAC